UAAGAAUGUUAAAGAAAAUGGAUAUCAUGAUCUAGCUGUAAGUUUUUCGACUCUACUAGAUUAUGUAUUAGAUUUUGCAUAGAGAGAAGCCCUAAUGAAAAUAGUUUAUUGCGAAAUUUUUGAAUUUUCGAUUGUGCUUACUUAGAAUCAAGGAUAUCAGAAUUCGCCGUUUUAUAUGAGCGAUCUGAAAACAUACUUUUACUAUAGCGAUAUGUUAAAGUAGAAGCAAUCAAAAAAUCUGAAACUUUUAUACUAAAUUUUUUCUUAAUAAGAUUUGUCUCUAUGCAAAGUUUCAAGUCAAAAUUCGAAAUAGACGUUUUCUGAUGUUAUUAAGGGAGACCAUGAAAUUGGCCUAAUAGAAUUUUAUGAAAAUCGUAAAAUGACCAGUACUUGUACAAAACAGUGAAUGAAACCUGAUAGCCAAAUCAGUAAAAAAAUUUCUCAUACAAGAAACAUUAAAUGUAUUGCAAUGGUUUUCAAUAUAUCACUUGUGUUUAACAUAAACCAGCGAUCAGUCGGACAACCUGCUGACCUGUCAAGCAGAGACCAGGCUGACAGCUUUAAUAGAAAUAUACAAACAAGAAGCUGAUAAAACAAUCCCUACGGCGAUAAAGUGCAAAGCACAAUCUAGGUACUAUGACUAAUUGUAGAGAGAUUGUUUUAUUCUAUCGUCUUUGUGUCACAUUUAUUCACCAUUCUUAUACUUAAUCCUUCAGAAAUACAAUAAGGAAGAAGUCCAUCUAUUAUAAAGAAAGAAUAUUGAGAUACAAUUUUUGAACGUUUAUCAAAGAGCAUCGUCCACAGUCUAUGGAAGAAAGAUCUUCAUUUUUAUCUCUAAAAGUCAACACUCCUCUUAGCUAGUGUUUUACAAAAAACCGUUGUAAUAAUAACUAUUCAUUUAUCAUUUGAUUUUCUUAUCAGGAAAGUUGGAUUACAGAUUAUGAGAUGGGUAGUGUUGUGGAAUUUGAAGGUAUUAUCGAUCAAAUUCUAAAAGAUAUCAUGCCACUCUAUGAACAAUUACAUGCAUAUGUUCGAGGACGCCUUUGCUCAAAGUAUCCAAAUCGUUUUGAUUGUAAUGGACCUAUUCCAGCUCAUAUUCUCGGAAAUAUGUGGGCUCAAAUGUGGAAUGAUCGUUUGGAUGAUGUUAUUCCUUAUCCUGAUACUCCACUUGUU
Messenger RNA from Rotaria sp. Silwood1, 1173 nucleotides. NCBI's taxonomy places the organism in Eukaryota, Metazoa, Rotifera, Eurotatoria, Philodinida, Philodinidae. The record is from the annotation of a GenBank genome assembly.